Puccinia graminis f. sp. tritici CRL 75-36-700-3 is the source of this 1194-nucleotide messenger RNA. RefSeq lists its product as uncharacterized. The transcript is spliced from 2 exons. Bases 1 to 1194 code for a protein of 397 amino acids. Lineage: Eukaryota; Fungi; Basidiomycota; Pucciniomycetes; Pucciniales; Pucciniaceae. The record is from RefSeq and is a predicted model, not a curated record.
AUGGACGCACCAAACUCAUCAGGAAGAAACAUGCAUCCCCACCCAGAUCGUAGAAGAUUCUCCUCAGGUUUGGUUCUCCGGGGGUUCAAAAGUCUUGCCAGAGAUCAUGGUCCCAGCAGCUUCCAGUAUGACAACUCAAUCCAAGAACUCUAUACGCUUGAAAACAUCAACUGGAAAAGAGACCACUGGGACCGGCUACGCUCGAAUCUUCUACCCCUGAUAGAACAGCAACUGAUCACCCUUUCGCAAUUGCUAGAACCCAACCACUUGCAGAAGGAGCCCGAAUUCACAUUCAACCUGAUCGUGGGAGUCCAGUCACAACUUGUCCAGACUUUCGAUCAAAUCCGAUCUGCUAUUCUUAUCCUCUGGCCAAAACUACCAGAAGAGCUUCAAUCGAACCGAAUCAACGACCAGGAGUUCAAAGAAUUGAAACGCUUCAGAGUCCGCGGCUUGCACCGCAUGAUCACAGAAGAAGUCCUACCAGAGUUUAAUAAACUUUUUCGUUGUUCCUAUCAUCUGAUCACUGGCACCCAAGCGAGAUCUUCAUUACAGCACAAACGAAUAACAAUCUUUACAUCUUCAUCGCGGAAUGCAAUCAAGCGGACAAUCGUGUGGUUAGAAAGAUCCGAAUGCGAAUUUCUGGUGCAAAAUUACUGGCAAAAAGAUCCACUUAACUGCAACGAGCGACUCGAGCAACUCUCGAUCCUGAUCACUCGAGGCGCCUUCGACCCCCAAGAGCCGAAUGGACAGGUGCUCAACAAACGAGCCAUGGGCUUGGCUAAAUCAAUCAUACCAAUCAUCAAACUGUCCCGACUGUUCUUCAAGAAUUUGGCAAGAUGGGCAUCCAAACAGACUCAGCUGCCCUUGUUCACAGGCAUGCGUUCGGAUCAACUCGAGACUCUAUCCAAGACGCAUGAAGCAGUUGCCGACUGUCUCAACAAAUUCACUUCGUUCUUGAGCAAAGUUGUCACCGACAACCGAAGAGCGUGUAGUGGCGACUUCGCAAACAAUCUCACAACACUCGAAGCACGUUAUGAAGCUGUUUUGUUUCUUGUAUCAUUUUAUCUGAUUCCUCUGAUCCCGGAUACCGAUCGUUCUCGUGCAUAUGAUCACUUCCAGGAUUUGUUUCGACCUUGGUCUCAUCAAUUUAGCUUGGCUGUUGUGAACCUUCUAGAUGCUUCAAAGUUGAUUUAG